Messenger RNA from Aphanomyces astaci, 1983 nucleotides. RefSeq lists its product as hypothetical. The record is from RefSeq and is a predicted model, not a curated record. Bases 184 to 1917 code for a protein of 577 amino acids. Gene Ontology annotation, molecular function: metal ion binding; protein binding. The transcript is spliced from 2 exons. NCBI's taxonomy places the organism in Eukaryota, Oomycota, Saprolegniomycetes, Saprolegniales, Verrucalvaceae.
CGCCGCGUUCAUUUGUUAACUCAUCACGUCGACCUCGUCCAUCUCGAGCGUUGUCGCGCCGUCAAGGAAGGCCUGGUACUGUAGCUCCGAACGUCGUAGUACUGUACUAGCGUUACUACCAGUGGACCCACAUCACCGUCCCCAUCAGCAGCUCCACCAGACGCCACACAUCAACACACAACCAUGAUGACCGACUCCAUCAUGAGGCGCGCCAAGGACGAGCGCGAGCGCAUCCUGCAGCAACAUCAACUCCUCCUCCCCGACAAGUACGAGCCGCUCAAAUCUAGACCAGCAUGCCACAUGUGCACCAAGACCUUUGGCACGUUCCGGCGGCGCGUCCACUGCCAGCUCUGCGGACAUGUCGUGUGCAAAAGCUGCACACUCGAGUACAUCGCUGAUGUGGCGGGAAAGAUCCUGGACACGCGCGUGUGUACUCUGUGCGACGCCAAGCUCGACGCCGACCACCGCCAACGCACGAGCUCCCGCGCGAUCGCCGGCGCGGUGCUCAACCUCGCGUCCAAGCCUCGCCCAAGUCCCAUGAUGACUCGAUCCACGUCCGAAGGACACACGCGCGUGUCGCAUCAUCGGACAUCGCCUGCGUCCACUCGCCCCAAACAACCGUCGACUUCAACCGAUGGCGACGUUUCGAAAAUGUCCACGCCCUACUUCUACGCGCUCGACUUCAACUGGUCGCAUGCGUGGCCGAAACCUCCGUUCAUUCCCCACGACAUGGAGCGGGUCAAGUCGUUAACGAACCUGCACGUGCGGCGGCACGACUUCAUGCUCAGCGCGGUCACGUUCGCGUGUGAAGUGUUCGACUCGCCCAUCGGCGGCGUCAGCUUCCUGGACGAGCACCAGCAGUGGUUCGCAUGCUCCCAAGGCCUCGCACAAGAGUUCAUUCCUCGGAUGGCAUCCAUCUGCGCGCACACGAUCGCGCUCGCGACUCCCAUGACGGUGCUCAACCUGCGGCAGGACAUUCGGUUUCGACAAAACCCGCUUGUCACGGGGCCAAAAUUGGGGUUUUACGCCGGGGCGCCGAUUUUGUCCCCAGAGGGACACGCCAUUGGUACGGUGUUUGUGAUGGAUAUGGCGCCCCGGGGCGCGUGCGAUUUGACAAAACUCGCAGUGUUCGCGCAAGUGGUGUCGGCCAAGCUCGCCGACGCCGCCAGUCCGGACCUGACGCUGCUCCGCACUGAGAGCUCGUCCUCCACGACGUCCCAGAUACAGUCACCCACGGAGUCCACGACGUCGCUCACGUGCCAGUCGAAUCAUCCCGCAGGUCGCGUGCUGGCGGCGUCGGAAGUGAUGCGUCCGACCGAUUGGGUGCCGUCGGCCCACCGCGUCUUUUGUCAAGUCUGCCAUAACCGGUUUUCUUUGUUUUUACGAAAACGCCAUUGCCGCGUCUGUGGCGAUGUCGUGUGCAAGAACUGCAUCACGCACACCCCCGUGGAAGGCUUGACAGAACCGUCGGCCGCCAAGAUGCGGGAGGUAGUCGUGUGCUUGGGAUGUGUGCACAAGCCCCGGAGUCGGUCGGCGUCGCGGCAGAAGGGAGGAAGUCGGACGGCUCCCGCGACGACGAUGGAGACCGACGACGACGAAGAAUGUGUCAGUGGUGCGGGCUCCGCGGAAGUAGAUGUGCCGACGCUAGGACGAAACCAGUCCUUUGACCUGGAUGAAUGUGGUGCGGCGUUCACGACCCACAGCCUCCGCGCGCCUCUUACCGCGGGUGGCGACAAGGGAGGUAUCGUCGGGACGAACGCGACCGACAUGCAGGCACCGCCUCAACCCAAGCAAGUCGACUAUACACCCACGGAAGUCCACUCGAUGCUCCUGCGACUGCUUCAUCAAUCCAACGACAUCCAGUCCCAACUCCAUGCCACCCAGCAUGCAGUUGCAGCGGGUACCCUUCGGCCGUAACUGUAAUGUAACCGUCAAAGUACGCUCACCUAAUGUUUAAAGCAUUUAAAAUACUGAACGUGUGAG